Psylliodes chrysocephalus is the source of this 914-nucleotide messenger RNA. NCBI's taxonomy places the organism in Eukaryota, Metazoa, Arthropoda, Insecta, Coleoptera, Chrysomelidae. The record is from the annotation of a GenBank genome assembly.
CGGUCACGGUCAACACUACCAAAGGAGGUCAGUCUUCAAUAACCAACAGAUUCUUCAAUUCAAAAGAAAAAUUAUAAUAAACGUUAUGAAUUAUUGGAUUUUGUGUUGUGUACUUUUAGCCGCAAUUGUAUGUGCGGCGACGCAAAAUUAUUAUUACGUAAAGAAAUGCCAUAAAGAUGAUGAAAAUGUGAACAAUUGCCUCAGGCAAUCAACAAACUUCCUUAUUGCGAAUAUUAGAAGAGGGAUUCCCGACUUGGAUAUUUAUGAUCCAGAACCAAUCCUUAUUGACCAUAUACAGUUAGCUCUAGGAACUGGUCCAGAUGGAUAUAGAGCUACAUUUAGAGAUAUAGAAGCAUAUGGUGUCAGUAAUAUUACCGUUACAGGAGUCAGAUCUGAUAUAAAUACUCAUCAAUACCAAUUUACAAUGUACAUACCAAAGAUAACUGCCAAAGCACGAUAUGAAUCUAGUGGAGUUUUAAUAUUAGUACAAGCAUCAGGAGGAGGAAACUAUUGGGGUGAAUACGAGGGAGUUAAAAUUAAGGCUUACCUUAGAGGAGCUCCAAAAGAAAUAAAUGGAAGAACUUACCUGACAGUUCAGCAAAUGAAAAUGGAUUUUAGCGUUAGAGAUAUCAAAAUGGGUGUAGAUGGAAUCCAUAAUGGAAAUACAGUAUUACAGGCUGCUCUAAACUUAUUCAUCAACUCAAAUUCUCAGGAACUUUUAAAAGAGAUGAAACCACAUUUAAAGAAAAAACUUCUGAUACUUAUGAGGAAUUUUGCUGACAAAAUAUUCUCACAAGUACCUUACGAUAUUUUCUUAGUUUAAUUUUAGAUUUAAUUUUUAAUAGGUAAAUACAUAAGUCUUGUGAUUAUUUAUUAUUUAGGUUUUUAAAAAAAAAAUUAUACGUACAUACCAU